UAUCAUGCCUCGUCAAAAAAUAUUUAUUGUUGGUGUUAUGAAAAACCAAAUACUCGGUAGUAAAUUACCAUCUAAAAAAGACGUUUUAAGUGUUUUAUUUUUUAAUAUGCGGAUGGUAAAAUUAACGCUACAAGAUAGUAUUUCAUUGGUUAUUGAUGAAUGUUUAAUUUUUUGGAAAAAAGCCCGAAUACCAACUCGAGAUCGAUGUCAUUGCUUAAAACAAUUGAAAAAACUCUAUGAAGAAUUACGAAACCUCGAAAAAAGUAAAAAUCGGAAUAGUGAGUUAUGUAGGCAGAGAGAGCAUAGUUUCGAAGAAAAUUUAAAUGAUUUAUUUGAUAUUGCGCAUGCAUUUGCUAUGGAUAUGAUAAAAAUAAAUGAAGAUAAAGAAUUUUUAAACUUUCAACGACAAAAAGGCCGCCCUGGGUGUAUGCUUGGUACGGAUGUAAAAUUAGCCGGAAUUGAAAAACGAAAACAUAAUCGUGUAAAAAAAAACAUCGAAGUACAAGAAAAGCAGUGUUCGUCAAAAUCUGAAGAAGUUGAAUUGAAUUCUACAUUUAGUUCGGAAGAAGUAGAAUCUAUUGAUUCUGUUACAGAGACCGAAAGUUCUAGUUCUCCAAUCCCGUGUACAAUGCAAAUGAAAAGGGCACGAUUAGAAAUAUUGACACCUCGACUUUCUGCUGUACUUGAUAAAUGUAAGAUCAGCGAUAGAGAUGCUGUUCAUUUAUUAACAGCCUGCGUGGAAGCAACUUCUCUAAAUCCAUUUAACCUAAAUUAUUUUCUUAUAGUAAUGAACAAAAUUUGGGGGUGCUCAAUAAAAAGUUUGAAAGUUUAA
Messenger RNA from Metopolophium dirhodum (rose-grain aphid), 832 nucleotides. RefSeq lists its product as uncharacterized. The record is from RefSeq and is a predicted model, not a curated record. Lineage: Eukaryota; Metazoa; Arthropoda; Insecta; Hemiptera; Aphididae. Bases 5 to 832 code for a protein of 275 amino acids. The transcript is spliced from 2 exons.